AUGUUGCAAGUCAAGCGGACUCGUAGUAUCACAGCAGCCUGUUCAAAAGAGACGAUAUCAAAAAGGCGUAAAACAAUCGAACAGGUCCAGCAAAAGGGCAAAGAAGACACGCUUCCCACAGUACAAUCAGCAUUGAAACUCCAUGCGAUACGUCAACCAUACAACGUUUCGACCGACCACCCUCUUCCAAGCAUUCAGCACGACAGCGAACUCCUAGUAAAAGUGCAAGCUGUAGGCCUCAACCCAAUCGACUGGAAAGCACCCGACUACAACUUCGGCAUCCCAACCCUCCCCUACAUAUCCGGUCGGGAAUACAGCGGCACAGUCCUCCUCACCCCAGCAACAGCCUCGUCUCGCAUCAAAAAAGGCGACCGAGUCCUUGUCCCCUCAACCGACUAUCGCGACCCACGCAAAGCCGCAUACCAGUACUACAGCAUCGCAUCCACCUUCAACACCAUUCGCCUGCCUCCCAACCUCUCCCUCAAUUCAGGCAGUAUCCUAGGUGUAGCUUUUGUCUCCGCCGCCCUCACACUAGGAAUAUGUCUCGGCCUCGAUUUCUCCGACAUUGAGGACGGGCCUGACAUUCUCGGUAUUGUACGAAAUCUGGAUUCGGAGGCUAUACUGGGUGAUAUACGACAAGAAUGUUUCCAUAGCAUUGGCGUCAAAGAACGUAUCAAGGCCGGAGAUAAUCUGGUUAUAUGGGGCGCGGGAUCGGUGUGCCAAACUGCCGACUCCGCCGUCAACACCGCAUACACCCGUUUCUACGGCGCAGCGAUCUCAUCUCGUGGGCUUGACGGGUCUGCCAAAGGAUGA
Molecule: messenger RNA, 813 nt
Organism: Alternaria viburni
Lineage: Eukaryota; Fungi; Ascomycota; Dothideomycetes; Pleosporales; Pleosporaceae
Exons: 3
Coding region: 1-813 (270 amino acids)
Source: RefSeq, a predicted model, not a curated record